AUGGGCAAGAAAGGCAGGCAAAAGUGGAAGAAGGUGCCUCAUCCAAAAAAACAUAGAACAGCAGUGCAGUCUCCCCUGGACACACAAACAGUUCAACCGGUUGCAGGUCCAUCCAUUUGGAAUGACAUGGGUGAUGAAGUCCAGGAGCUCGACCACCAGGCUUUCCACCCUCUGCCACUUCCAAGCUCCCUGGCAAGUGCAUUCAUAUGGCAAUGGACAGGCACAUUUUUCCAACAGAGCUGUCUGGCCGAUGCUGGGCUGAUCAUACAUCUGGGUCAUGAUGCAACAGGAUGUGCAGCUGCUGAUGAUCGCUGGGAUAUUUUCGAUCAGGAGGAAUCAGAAGAUGAGAUCGAUCUGGAGGACACUCCGUCGAUGUCUGCUCCUCGGUACAAGCUCAGAGGUGCAGAGAUGCUCAUUGUGGACAAGUCCGGGGCAGGACUCUUUCCAGCAUCCUUCAUCAACCCAAAGACUGUCUUCACCUUUGCUGUGCUAGAUGACUUUCUGUUGGACAAUUUGGAAUGUGGCACAUCAGUGAUGAACUACUACAGCAAGCUUCAAUGCAGCACUUCAAGUGCAUUUCCGCACCUUGUGCCGGAUCGGUACAGAGAGCUCAUGAGAGUGGCUCGCCAGUGGAGGCAGCUGAAGGCGUACAAGUGGAAUGGCUUCAGUCACGACCCAGAGCCACCAAAGCCUGGAGAGCAGGCAUUGUUUUGUCCAGCAUGCCCGCAGCCAGGAAUCAACAUUCCAUGUGGUCCCAAAGAAAACCUUGAUCAGUUGAAAUACACUCGAUCGUAUGUCAUGGAUGGAAAUUUCAAAGCAGAACAUUUGCACCCGAAGAAUCUGGAAGAUGAGGUGUGGCUCACUGAUGGGCUUGGAUUCAUGGUUGGGAAUGCAAGGUACAAAGGUCACCUGGAAGGAGCUAAAGAUACCAUAGAGAGAUCGUCAUGUAACAAUCACCGAGCUGUCAAUCAGGCCAAUGCCUCUUGGCAUAAGCUCGAGACUACUGGGAUCGGUGGAUGCGCAUGUGCCAGACAUGGAUGCUUCGUCCCUCACUCAAUGGUAGAUUUUCAGAAGGGAGAGCGACAAAUGAACAUGGACUAUGCCCUGUGUGAAGCAUUGCAGCACAACAUGCAAGGCCUGACCCGAGCGAUCACCUUCUAUGACAUAAACUGUCAAUAUCACAAGCACUUUCACCAGCGUGUGUGGAACAGCCCUUAUCUGACGGUGGACCCUGCUGUGAAGAUAGUUCCUGGCAUCGGGCUCUGGCACGUUCAUGGUCAUCAAGACAGCUGUUAUGUGAGGUAUGCUUCCAACUUCAUCGAGGGCACUGGGAGGAUCGAUGGAGAGAUCAUGGAGACUCUCUGGGCUCCUCUCAACCUCAUUUCACCAUCUUCCCGAGGGAUGUCAUCUCCUCACCAAAAGGAGUGCCUGGACUAUCAGAUGAAUGAUUGCAACUUCAUGAAGAUGAUCCGGAUGAGAAAGUCCUUGACCCAGAAAUAUAAAGAAGCCAGGGCAGGAGUGGAGGAAAGUAGGAAAGUGUUCGACACCCUCACAUCAAACGCUCCAGCAGUUGCGGUGGCAUCGUGGCUCGAUGCCGAGGUAGAAUCGCAGAGCAGGAGACUUCAAGAUCCAUUGGCUAUGGACAUUUAUGAGAUCAAGAUGGACAAAGCACCGAGCAAGAAACAAAAGGAACAUCAGCUCAUGGAGCGGAACGGUGGGCCUCAGGUGCCUGCUUCUCGUCGAGGGGUAACCACUUGGAUAUCGACCGGAUUGGCCAUAGAGGAAGCACAGAUCACUCUCCUCAUGGCAGUCCGAAGGCUCAGGACGAGACCCAGCGAGACCCAGAAAUUAGAGAUCAUGAGAAAGCAAGACCGGCUGCAAGGUCAGAUCGAUGCAUUUAAUGCCGGGGCCAUGACAUACCUCGGGGACAACUUCCUUGACCACGAGGUUGAUGAUGAAAUGGAUGACUUUGAAGACGAAGCCCUCGAUGUUGAAAUCAUGCAAGAUCCCGAUGAGGAUGAGCAUGAAGAUGAUGCUGUGGCUGAUCCCACAGCUCCUGCAUUUCCUCCAGAACUGACAGUGAUACCUUUGCCAUCAAACAUUGGAAUCGAUCGGUGUUCACAGCUGGCAAAUGAUGCCCUGCAUAAUCUCAGGCUCCACCUUUCAGACAAAGCCGUCCUCUUUCAAACAGCUGUCUGGAAAGCUGGGUCGCAAUCUCAAUUGACUCGGGCAUGGUCGCAGGUGAAGUUGGUGGAGCAGAAGGUGUCUCUAAAUGCCAGCAUAUACCAGAAGAGCCGAAAGCAAAUGAUUAAACUAGGUGUCAAGGAUCAUCUGAUGGAGAAGUAUGAACCCCUGCUUCACGAGCAACUCAAAGUCAGCACAGCGAUUGCUGAUCCCAAUGCUCGAGGACAACGAAACAAGUCCCUCACUUGGUUCUGGUCUGUCGAGUUCAAUUCAAAUGGACCCGAAGUCCUCAGUGUUCACUGGCUUCGUGCGAAAGCUCUCAGAGAUCGAUGGGCCGAGGAGUUCACUGUGAUCGAGCAUGAAAUGGACUGGACAUGCACAUUCUUCCUGCACAAGUCCUGGACAUGGGUGGACCAGAAGACAGUUUCCGAGGCAAUGGGCCUUUGA
Molecule: messenger RNA, 2631 nt
Organism: Suillus paluster
Lineage: Eukaryota; Fungi; Basidiomycota; Agaricomycetes; Boletales; Suillaceae
Exons: 9
Coding region: 1-2631 (876 amino acids)
Source: RefSeq, a predicted model, not a curated record